AUGUCUGGGACAUCACUCCAAGACCAUUCAAAGCAGGAACUAGCUGCAAAGAUCAUUCAGAGAUCCUGGAAAAAUUUCCUUAAUGUCGCUGUAUUCCAACAUUUUAAAAGUCUGAUUGAUUUAAGACGACAAGGGGAGCCACGUCAGAUAGUGAAGUUUAUUAACCCUAAAGAGGCGGAACUCCUAGAUGCUGCUGCUGGCAUUCAAGUCCGAUUCAGGCUAGGUGGGGUUAAAUUUCCACCUGAGAUAUACUAUAAAAUUUUUACUCAUAGACAUGUUGAAGAUCUGGGUGCUAACAGCCCUAGAGAUUACACAAAGCUUCCAGCAAGAUACACAUCUCAUAAUAAAGAUGACCCACCUCAGGUUGAGGACCAUAGUGGUUGGUACCGCCGUAUAGAGAACAAUGGCUGGAGGCCUGUUUCCCAUAGAUUUUGGAUACCACUUGAAAAUGAAGUGUUGGAAAGCACAAAGGAAAGUGAAUUUCAUUUCUCUAAAAUGAAGAGAAAGCAAGAUAUGGAAAAGAAAAGAAAAAUUAAAAAGAUAGAAUGGAUGAGGCAAAUGUACUACCAAGGAAACCUGGAAGCCAAGACGACACAUCAUGAAACUGUAGGCCUAAUUCACAAAGCAACAAAAGGACUAAUCAGGAGUAUUGAAGACGGAGGGGUAGAUUCUGUGAUGGAAUGGGAAGUAGAUGAAGUAGUGAACUGGACAAAUACACUCAACUUUGAUGAGUAUAUUGCUAACUGGAAAGAAACUGCUACAAGCAACUCUUCAGCUAAUUUAAAAGAUGUCAGACUUGAACAAAUACAGAAAAGCCUAUAUGUCAACUAUGGAGAUGGGUCAGAGGCUCCAAUAGAAGAUGAGGAUAAUUACUAUGAAAAUACUUACAUAAGACGUCCCUUCACUCGCCUAACACCCAGUUCCACGUAUGGAAUGAAACCAUAAAGGACUUCCUUUUCUAAGCAACGGCCCUUUAAGCCAAUUCUUCAGUUAAAGCCAAGAGACUGUGUAUUCUGACUACAAUGACUUGUGUAUAUAUUA
Phodopus roborovskii (desert hamster) is the source of this 1041-nucleotide messenger RNA. RefSeq names its product chromosome unknown C11orf65 homolog (gene CUNH11orf65). The record is from RefSeq and is a predicted model, not a curated record. Lineage: Eukaryota; Metazoa; Chordata; Mammalia; Rodentia; Cricetidae. The coding region runs from base 1 to 945 and encodes 314 amino acids. The transcript has 8 exons.